AUGACGACUGCUCUUCCAAAAUAUCCCCCGUUCUUAUCGCAAGGACAGUUUGAGGAAUACAUGGAGUCGUACGCCGAGAACUUUGACCUAUAUAAACACAUCGUCUUCAAUGCACGAGUUGAUCAGGUCGUGCGUAACAGAAAUGGGUCGAAAUGGCAAGUGGAGAUGGUUAGAUCCGGUGCGCCUGAAACGAAAGAGUUUGACAAGGUUGUUUUCUGUCAUGGGUAUCAGACAAAGAAGAAGAUGCCAGUUUACGAGGGCCAAGCCAAGUUUGAAGGCACUAUCAUACACUCGCAGCAGUUUCGCAAACCAUCUGAUUUCAAGGGACAAAAGGUUGUCCUUGUAGGGCUCAGUGCCACUCUGAGCGAUGUCCUUUCGGUCAUUGUGGACCAAAGCGACCAGGUCUUUCUUUCACAUCGAGCGGGCGCCUGGAUCAUAAGCAGAUGGCGAAACAAUCUUCCAACCGACCUCCUCGUUACGCGCUGGCGUAGACAGGUGUCGUUGUUCAUUCAAAGCAAGUUCCCAAAUCUCACCAAUAAGCUUGCUCAACUUGCAACUGGCCUUUUGAUGAGACAGUACGGAAAGAUUGAUCCAUCUUUCAGACUACUCGAUGAUGUUGCGCCACUCAGCUUGCAUCUGGCAGGGUGCAUGGAUACUGUCCUAGAGCUUCUCCGAGAGGGCAAGGUCACGUCUAUGCAUGGCAUCAAGAGGUUCACCGGCCCGAAGUCAAUCGAGUUUCAGGACGGCACUAUUCUAGAUGAUGUCGAUUCAGUCAUCCUCUGCACCGGAUACAAGGCUGACUUUGAUCCGAUUCCCUUUUUGGAGACGAGCAAACCCAAGACCGACCUCGCGGGCAACGCUUACGGCGGCCCACCCCUGCAGCACCUGUACAUGAACAUCUUCCCGCCAGCUCAUUGGGAUAGUAUUGCUGUCCUCGCCUACUCUGCCUUUGGAAAGAAUAACGGCUUCUCCUUCUCAGAUGUAACGUCCAUGGCCAUCAGUAAUGUCUGGCGGGGUGUCAGCUCGGAUAUGAUCCCCCCAAGAGCUGAGAUGGACCGCGCAAUUGACAAACACCACCAGUGGGUAGCAGGCCGCUGGUUCAAGGAGCCCAGAACCGACACUUCUGCAGUUAAACAAUGGGAGUUCCAGGGUUUCCUUCAUAAAGCCGCCGGGACUGGCAUGGAGAAUCUGGGCUGGGGAUGGCGGGGCUGGGUAAGCUGGUUCAAGGACCCUUACAUGUGUUAUCUGAUCAAUCAUGGCGUCGAGACAGCACAUGCGUUCAGGUACUUUGAAACAGGGAAACGGAGAACUUGGGAUGGAGCGCGGGAUGCCAUCAUCCAUAUCAACAAGAUCGUCAAACAGCUCAAGGCCAGCAGGAAGUAA
Colletotrichum chrysophilum is the source of this 1383-nucleotide messenger RNA. RefSeq lists its product as uncharacterized. The coding region runs from base 1 to 1383 and encodes 460 amino acids. NCBI's taxonomy places the organism in Eukaryota, Fungi, Ascomycota, Sordariomycetes, Glomerellales, Glomerellaceae. The transcript is spliced from 3 exons. The record is from RefSeq and is a predicted model, not a curated record. Gene Ontology annotation, molecular function: flavin adenine dinucleotide binding; N,N-dimethylaniline monooxygenase activity; NADP binding.